AGUCCUCCACGCUGGGCCUCCUGCAGUCCAUGCCGGACGUGGCGCGCAUGGAGAUGCACCCCACGCGGGGGCUGGUGGUGCACGCCAUCUCUGUUGAAGUCACCAAGGGGAUGUCGCGAUUGAUUUCCAGCCACAAAAGCAGGAAGAGGGGGAGGCCGCGGCAAGCGGAACGUGCGCGCUGCGUCUCUGCGCCUCUGCCGUCGUGGCUGCGUGUGAUGCUGGGCUCCGUGCUCCAUGCCCACCCGUCCGGCCUCGCCGUUGCCGAUCUGCCCGACGCGUUCAUGCGCCGCACGGGAAUCUUCCUCAACUGGCAAAGCCUCGGCUACGACUCCCUGGAGGCCAUGCUGGCCUACACCACGGACAUCGUCGCCAUGGAGACGCUGCCCACGGGGCGGGUCGUGUUGCGCAGCGCGGCCGACGCGAGCCGGGGCGCUCCCAAGGGGAGAGGGCAGUCCACGCAGCCCAUGCAGUCCACGCAGUCUACGCAGUCCACGCAGUCUACGCAGUCUACGCCGUCGCCACAACAACAAGGUUCUGGGCAGGUGAGAGCGACUCCGGCGAGCAGAUCGUCGCCGGGCACCUUGGAGCCGAGGUUGAGGGUGCGGAUUCACAAAAUGGUGUCCGAGAGUCGGGACGGAAUCCUGGCCUCUCAGCUGCCUUCCAAGUUCAAGGCUGCCUAUGGCUCCGAGCUGCCCAUGGUUCGCCUGGGGUUCACGAGCGCCUGUGCACUCGUGUCCGCGCUGGGAGUGGCGUUCGACCUCGCGCCCACGCCCAAUGGCGAUUUCGUCGUCAGGAUAGCGGAACAUCCCCGCCGCCACCCCAAGAAGGACUCUGCAGCCGCUGAGGCAAGUCGACAGGUACCCCACGUCACCAAGGGCAUCCACAGAUCGUCGAGCUGUUUUCAAAAUCCAUCCCAGCUGCCCGCCUGCAGAGAGGAGCGCGCCCACACCGCCAAUGGACGAGCCCCUUCUGCUCGACCCUUGCGAGCGAGCAAUGGCUGUGUCGCCACGCACGCUGCACCAUCUACUGCUGCAGUGUCUCCCGCUCCGCUGUCUACUGCUGCACAGUAUUCUGCUCCACAGUCUACUGCUGCACAUUCUUACACUCCAAUGUCUACUGCUGCACAUUCUUCCGCUCCAAUGUCUACUGCUGCACAUUAUUUUGCUCCAGUGUCUACUGCUGCACAUUAUUCUGCUCCAGUGUCUACUGCUGCACAUUAUUCUGCUCCACUGUCUACUGCUGCACAUUCUUCCACUCCACUGUCUACUGCUGCACAGUAUUCUGCUCCAGUGUCUACUGCUGCACAGUAUUCUGCUCCAGUGUCUACUGCUGCACAUUAUUCUGCUCCAUCUUGCGCCCGAACGUCCACUGCUGCGCCGUCUCCCACGCCACGGUCUCCCGCUGCACCGUGUCCCGCGUGGCCGGUGGACGGGGUGGGGCCCGGCCUGCGGUUCCGUCGGCACGCGGUGGUGGCCCGCGAGUACUCGAUGUGUCCCCUCUACGUCUCCUACAUGGACUCGCCGGGGCAGUUCUUCGUGCAGAAUUACGGCAUGGACACGAGCGAGGCCCUGGAGGACCUGGUGUUGGAAAUGAAGCGACUGUACGCGAGCCCCGACACCGGCGCUCUGUACGCGCUGCCGGCCGCCAUGGCGCUGGAGGGGCAGGCGUGCGCCGCCUUCAGCGACGACGAGUGGGAGCGCUCCGUGCUGCUGGGCCCGCCGGGCGCCGAUGGCACGGUGCCCGUCUACUACGUGGACUACGGCCAGAUGGGCGCCGUGCCGCUCCACCACCUCCGCCUACUGCCGUGCGCCUUCUUCUCGCUGCCAGCGCAGGCGGUGCCGGCUCGACUCGCCUGCGUCGCGCCAGCGGAGGGCUCCUGGUGCACCACCUCGCGGCGCCUCUUCCUGCAGCUGUGCCACGACCGCGUGCUCAUGGCGAUCGUGUGCUCCACGCGGCACGACGUGCUCUCGCUCUGCCUCUGCGACACGAUGCAGAGCGAAGACCUUCACUUCAACGACCUCUUCGUGAGCCUGGGCCUGGCGCUCGCCGUGCACCCCAAAAACGACUGCUACCAGGGCCUGAGUGAUGAUCACCCCUACUGGAGAUAUUUGCAAGCGGCCAGCGAUCGCGCGGGCCCGGAGGAAACCGUCCCCUACUGGGUGGGCUCACGACCACCACCACCACCACCAACAUCACCGCCAUUGCCACCGACAUCGCCGCCUCCGACGUCAACACCACGUGCUCCCAUUGCGGGUGCGGCAUCAGCCCCGGUUCUCUGGGACCGUUGGGACGACGGCCUGAUUGGCGCGCCCGUCUCGUUAGACCGACCGGUGGCCCCUCUGCCAAGUGGAGCCAUUGGCGGGCACGGCACCGUGGCCGUGUCGCCGUUCGGCCACUCCGAGAUUUCACCGCCCUCGCCCAUCACCACCACCAUCGCCACCACCGAUCCCCCCCGGUCUCCGGUUUUCCCUUCGGAACGAAACUACCGACUCCCGGCCUCGGCUCCCGGUUUCAAGAAUUCCACAGCCGUCUCUGCGCUAAGUUUCACAUCGUCCCACGCAAGCGCGCCUGCGUCCACCCCCUGCGGUGGAGGUGGCGGUGAUGGCGGUGGGAGCUCCGGCUCGAGUGGACAGGGAGCGCCUGCAGCGCCAGGGUUCACCGAGACUUGUGCCCGGUUGGCAGCGUUCAUCGCCUGCAACGGCCCCGGCCUGUGCAGCAGACGGUCGUUCGGCCCGCCACCGGCGGCUCGCCCGCCAGGCCGGGACGACCACCAGGCCGUGCUCCGGCCCGGCACGGAGGAGCCUGUCGGCUCGCUCGCCACGGUCGGCCAACCGCCAACUACAGCGGUUGCUUUAUAUGAUGGCGCCCGCGUGCCACCAACAACAGCGCCGUCGUCGUCGUCGUUGACGGCGGCGACAGCCCUGCCGCAAAGCUCGUCUGACAAAUCCAAAGCCGCGUGGCUCGCCGUCACUGCGGAGUCCAUAGGUCCACACGCUGCUGCGCCGCCGCCGCCGCCGCCGCCUUCCGGUGGCCCCGCGGCCCACGCGGACGCACCGCGCAGCACGCCGUUCAAGGUCAAAAGGGUGGAGCUGGGAGGCACGUGCCACGUCCACGUCGUCUUCUGGAAGUCUCGGAGCUUCUGCAUCGAGUCAGAAGUCUCCUCCGUGCUCUUCCCGGAUCGCACGGUCCCCAUCUCACAACUCGGGGACUGCCAAUCGCCCCACGCGGCGGUGCUGGCGCUGCCACGAAGCUCGUGGCCUGGUCUCUUCGAGGAGUUGGCGUCGCGCGGCGUGGCCGGGGUGGCGCCCGAGACGUCCGCCGUGGCGCUCUACCCCGUCGUCGACGUAUGCUCGCUCCUCUGGCGGCUGGGACACCGGCAGUGGCUGUCCUACUGCCACCUGCUGCAGUCGGCCGUCACGGCCGAGCCGUACCCGGAGGCGACUGUGCAGGCGGUGCACCCCGCGGCUCCGGAUUCCACGGACGAUUCCAACGACUCGGAUGUUGAAGCGGAGAUGGCGUUGAUGGAACAGCACACCGAGUACCUGCAGCUGAAAUGGAGCUUGGAAGACACGUGGAAACUUUCGCCCGUCUGAUUCGAAUGCUCUUGACCAAAUCAUCUACUAGUGUGCCCGUGACGUUUGCCCGGGCAGUCCUGCCGCAACGACAACAACAACGUGCCGUGCCGAUACCGCAGCGUCGACUCGCUGUCGAGUUGCCGUCCACUCCAGGGAGUCCACGCGCUGAGAUUAAAGCGUCAAAGUGCCCAGUUGGAUGUCGGCCGUUGUUGCGGGGUUUUUUUUUGCGAGUUUUUUUCGUCGCGCUUGUGUUUUUUUUUGCCGGACCGUUGUGCCUCAACGUCUCGGCCCCAGCUGCGGGGGCUCGCAAGGAGCCGUUGAUUUUUUUUCCCCCACCGCCUCUUUUUCCUUUGCCUCGGCGUGGCGGAACCAAAUCGCGAUGUGCCGCUGGUCCCCCGAAGCGUCCCAGUCUGGCUCGCCAGGGACUCGUUGGUUGUGUGCAAAUGUUUUAAGCGGCACGACUCUCUCGGCUCUUGCAGUAACGUUGCCGCGUCUCGCCUGCCAGGCUGGGCCGGGCUGGGCCGGGCUGGGCCGCGCUGGGCCGGGCUGGGCCGG
Messenger RNA from Petromyzon marinus (sea lamprey), 4130 nucleotides. NCBI's taxonomy places the organism in Eukaryota, Metazoa, Chordata, Hyperoartia, Petromyzontiformes, Petromyzontidae. The record is from RefSeq and is a predicted model, not a curated record.